Messenger RNA from Schizosaccharomyces osmophilus, 1842 nucleotides. RefSeq names its product coilin-like protein Mug174-like (gene mug174). Lineage: Eukaryota; Fungi; Ascomycota; Schizosaccharomycetes; Schizosaccharomycetales; Schizosaccharomycetaceae. The record is from RefSeq and is a predicted model, not a curated record. The coding region runs from base 1 to 1842 and encodes 613 amino acids. The transcript has a single exon.
AUGCUCUUAAGGAUUCGAAGCUGUGACCCUUUAAUACCUAUGCAGCAGUGGAUUCACACUGCUGAAUUAAAUUUGUCUGACAAAACGAGUUCCAUCGCCGACUUGUUGUAUAGUAUACUGUUAUUUAAUUUUGGUGAUUGUAAGGAUGGACGAUCGAUCCUUGUAGGACCAGGAAACCAAGCCAAAUAUGCAUUAGGAAAUGAAUUGUUUCUACAACUUGUGAAGGAUGAUUUUUCUUUACCAAUUUCUAUGUCAUAUCAUUUAUUUUUGAGUGAUUCAGAUAUAUUGGAAUUGCGCGUCCUUCCUAGAGAAGAAGCGUUGUUGCGAAGCUGCGAAGUUAUGGCUUUACGAUUAAGUUCAUCUGCUUCCCUGGAAACUGCUCUUCGAGAAUGGAGCAAAGCCAUACAGGGAAGAGGAAACAAAGCGCAUACCCAAAAUACUCAAGCUCCUAAACAAGCCAACUUAUUAGUUAGUUCCUCUUUACCGUACGCAACUCCGAACCAUAGUGACCUUACUACAAAAAAGCGUGAUGCGGCUGCUCCAACGGCAAGGAAUGAUACGUACACCUCAAAGAAAAGUAAGUUGGAUCAUUUUAUGGAAAGCGACAUUACUAUCAAUCCCAUGAAGGAAAAAGUCAAUUUUCAACCUUUGGCAAUGAAGAACCAACAAAACCCCGUAGAAAGCCAGAAGUCAGCAAAACCUUCUUCAAGCGAAUCUUCGGAAUCCGAUGAUUCAUCGGGUGAAUCCUCCUCUGCUGUUUCUGUAUCUGUAUCUUCUGAUGCUGCUUCCGUAUCCACCGCUGCCACUUCGUCAGAAGAGGAAAGUUCAGAAAGCAGCAGUUCUUCCUCUGACGAUACCGCUUCAGACUCAGACUCUUCAGCCAGCGACAGUGAGUCUUCCAAUUCUCAACAAUUGGAUCAUUAUGUUAAACAAUCAAAUGACGUGUCCAAGAGCAAUACUUCUGGGUUUUCUCACUCUCUAAAUACAGCAAACGAAAUGUCUUAUUUUCGUGAUUCCUCUGCCUUGCAUUCAACGAACCCGGAUACCCUUUAUUCUGGGAGUACAAUAGAUGGCGACCGAACGACACUUUUCGACACUACAGAUUUCCUUAAGUCCUCUCCCAAAAAUAAAAGACAAUCCAGUUUGGAGCAAGAAAGUGACAUUGUGUAUAAACGUUUCGGUGAUUUUGAAACCGAUUCAGUCGACGUUGGCACUUCUGAUUUUCGGUCUGCCCAUGAUAAAAAUGACACUUCCAAUAAUCGUUCGUUUCACGAAUUUGAUGAAGAUCCGGAUAAUUCAACUUCGGUUCAGCCACCGGGUUCCGGUAGCUCUGCUACUAAAUCAAGAAAUCUCCGACGAAAAAAAUCCAGGUUGAUGAAGAAAUACGGUCAAGAUGUGGAAUCUAUGCCAGGUGAUUUAUAUUUAGCUGAUAGACCGUAUCCAUCGGAUGAAAGCAAAGAUUUGAGUGAGGGACAAAGCUCUCUUCUUAGUUCAGAUAUAAUUAAAGUUGAACACCGCUACAAUGCGAUACCUGUACUAAAAAAUGCAGAGUUAGACGUUGAAUUUCCUCCGGGUAGUUUACUACGAUUUACCAUCAUGGACUUAAAUGUCAAUACCUACACGCCUGAGAUUUCUGAAAAGUCAGGACGAGUCAUUACCUCAAAUGAGAAAGAAGUUAAGAUCCAGUUAGACACGAAACAUCGGUACAAAAUUAAGUAUGGUUCUGAUGGUGAAAUUAUUCAAGGCCGUUUUGGAACCAUACCAGACGAGCAGCUUGUAGAGGGUAUCGUGACUUAUGGGUGGGAUCUUAUGUCAGACAUUCACAAGCUUGUACAGUCCUGA